Diachasmimorpha longicaudata is the source of this 1219-nucleotide messenger RNA. RefSeq lists its product as uncharacterized. Gene Ontology annotation, molecular function: 2 iron, 2 sulfur cluster binding; electron transfer activity. Gene Ontology annotation, cellular component: mitochondrial membrane. Bases 101 to 940 code for a protein of 279 amino acids. The transcript has 4 exons. NCBI's taxonomy places the organism in Eukaryota, Metazoa, Arthropoda, Insecta, Hymenoptera, Braconidae. The record is from RefSeq and is a predicted model, not a curated record. Gene Ontology annotation, biological process: tricarboxylic acid cycle; aerobic respiration; respiratory electron transport chain.
CCAAGUUGCUCAGCUGAGGGGGAAUUCAAAGAAAUUGAUACCGCAUUGAGAAGGAAAAAAAGUGAAAGGUGUAUUUUUUGUUCUUGUUAUUACUCUCAAGAUGGCAAAUCUGAGACCAGCUUGGAGGCAUUGUUUAAAACAAGUGAGGUGUUUUCACCUCUCGUCGGCUCAAAAUGCUGAGGCCAGACUCAAGACCUUCUCAAUAUAUCGGUGGAAUCCUGAUAAACCUGAUGAGAAACCGUACAUGCAGGAUUACAGUGUUGAUCUCACUACCUGUGGUCCAAUGGUUCUGGAUGCUCUGAUUAAAAUUAAGAAUGAAAUUGAUCCGUCUCUGACAUUCAGAAGAUCGUGCAGAGAGGGCAUUUGUGGGUCUUGUGCCAUGAACAUUGGGGGAACCAAUACGUUGGCUUGCAUCAGCAAAAUCGACAGCGAUGUCAAGAACACGAGCAAAAUUUAUCCUCUACCGCAUAUGUACAUCGUUAAGGAUCUUGUUCCUGAUAUGAACAACUUCUACAAUCAGUACAAAAGCAUUCAGCCAUGGCUUCAACGUAGUGAUGGAAAGAAAGUUGGGACACAACAGUAUCUGCAGAGUGUUGAUGAUCGGAAAAAAUUGGAUGGUCUCUACGAGUGCAUUCUGUGCGCUUGCUGCAGUACCUCGUGCCCCAGCUACUGGUGGAAUGGAGAUAAAUAUCUUGGACCAGCUGUGCUCAUGCAGGCAUACAGGUGGAUCAUUGACUCUCGGGACACUCAGACUAAGGAGCGAUUGGACAAAUUACGUGAUCCAUUCUCAGUGUAUCGAUGCCACACUAUUAUGAAUUGCACUAGAACAUGCCCGAAAGGCCUCAAUCCUGGUAAAGCAAUAGCAGAGAUUAAGAAAUUACUUGGCAACGUCAUUCAGAAGGACAAACCGGGUCUCAAUACCACAGCGCUGCACAACUGAGUCGCAACGUAAUAAAGUUAUGUAGACGAUCUACAAUUUUUGACGGAAUUUUCACUUUCUCAGUGAUAUGAGUAACAAUAAUUUAAUAAUAAUGUAAAGAGCAUUGAACGGAGGCUAGUUGGGGUGAAUAUUUCGUAGUUUUUCAUCCACUUUGUCUUCAAGUAAAAUUACAUAAUUAUUGAAAUUAUUUUUUUUAUUUCACUUGUGGCCCUGCGCCGUCAACGUAGAAUAAUGUAAUAUUUAUUGAUCAGUGGAUGAAUAAAAUCUGAUUUAUCUCGA